Molecule: messenger RNA, 2966 nt
Organism: Olea europaea var. sylvestris
Lineage: Eukaryota; Viridiplantae; Streptophyta; Magnoliopsida; Lamiales; Oleaceae
Product: mechanosensitive ion channel protein 10-like
Exons: 6
Coding region: 228-2591 (787 amino acids)
Biological process (GO): monoatomic anion transport; detection of mechanical stimulus; transmembrane transport
Cellular component (GO): plasma membrane
Molecular function (GO): mechanosensitive monoatomic ion channel activity
Source: RefSeq, a predicted model, not a curated record
CAAUUCUCUCUCCCGACACAAAAAAACACAAACAAGCACAGUGGUGUCGCCAAUUUUUUUUUUUUUUUUAUAAAAGUUGUUCUUCGUAUGAUCAUAUCAGUAUAUAAAUUUUCUUUUUCUUCUUCUUCAAGGGUCAGUUCUUGCAAAUAGAAGUGCACAUUAUUAUAGAACUCUGAACUCUAUAUUUCUCAGAUUUACAGUCACCGGCGACUCUUUUCCCGGUUUCCAUGGAUCUAAAUGGUAAAGCUCCAAAAACUGGUGGGGAAAUAGGCUCGAUGGAGAACAAGAAAACACCAGAUGUCAUUAUCAAUAUUCCUGGAGAUGAAAAAGGCUCGAAAUCCUCAGUCCUUGAUGCUUCGACUGAUCAAAAAUUUAAGCUUUCAGCAGAUUCACCUCAUAGAGUAUCGAAUGAUUCGACUUUAAGUGCUCAAAACGCUGGACCAAUGAAUUACCCUUCACCAGAAAAUCUGAAGUUCAGUUCAAACUCCAAUAAGCCUCCAAAAAUCCCAAAAACUAAGACUUUCACUAGGAGGACAACUUUUUCGAAGUCAGUUAAAUCAAGAUUUGGUGAACAACCUGUGCAUAUUGAUAGUACUAUGUUUGAAGAAAAUGGAACAUCUGUGCCAAAUGUAAUAUCUUAUCAGGGUUCGCCUAUUAUGAAAUUUGAUAUUAAUAAUUCUAGUAUUAAGGAGACUAUCAAGACAACGUCCAUGAGUUCAAUGACAUCUUUGAAUUCAUCGCGUGUCAAUGAGGGUGAAGAGAUAUAUAAGAGAGUGAGCAGUAGGAAGAAGUUGAACUAUAGGAAAGUGAAAGCUAAAGUUUUGAUCGAGUGGGUACUGUUUCUCUGCAUCCUGGGUUUCUUGAUUACUUGCUUAACUGUUAACAAGUUGCAACAUUGGAAGGUUUGGGAGUUGGAAAUUUGGAAAUGGUGUGCGCUAGUUUUGGUGACCUUUAAUGGAAUGUCUGUUACAAAAUGGUUUAUUCAUUUUGUUGUUGUGUUGAUUGAGCUAAACUAUUUGCUAAAAAGGAAAGUGUUGUACUUCGUUUAUGGUCUGAGGAAGAGCGUUCAGGUGUGCAUUUGGCUGAGUUUGGUUCUCAUCACAUGGGUUUUGCUAUUCGAAGAAGGCAUUGCCAGAUCACAUCCAGCAGAACGACUUUUGCAUUGCAUUACUUGGACUAUUGCUUCACUACUGAUUGGUUCAUUCUUGUGGCUCCUGAAGACUUUACUGCUAAAGAUUUUGGCAUCUUCGUUCCAUGUUAACACAUUCUUUGAUAGGAUUCAGGAAUCAAUCUUCCAUCAGUACAUUUUAUUCACUCUAUCUGGUCCACCACUUAUGGCUCAGACAUUCGGUAAGACAAACAGUAAUUUGAGUCAAUUCAGUUUCCAUGUGACGAAGAAGGGGAAAGAAGGUGGUAAGGAAAAGAAGAAAGAGGUGAUUGAUAUCAACAAACUCCAUCAAAUGAAGCAAGAAAAAGUCUCGGCUUGGACCAUGAAGAUGUUAGUCGAUAUGAUAUCUAAUUCCGGUCUGAUCACUCUCACGAAUGCUAUUGAUGAAAAUGUCUACGAUGGAGGUAAUGAACAGAUGGAUAAGGAGAUCACAAACGAGGAGGAGGCAAUUGCUGCUGCAUAUCAUAUUUUCAGAAAUGUAGCUGAGCCUGGAUCCACGUACAUUGAUGAACUGGACCUCCGGAGUUUCAUGAUUAAAGAAGAGGUGGACGUUGUAUUCCCAAUGAUUGAUGUGGCCGAGACAGGGCAGAUCGACAUGAAAACUUUGACGGAAUGGGUGGUGAAGGGUUUCAAAGGUCGGAAAGCACUGGCUCAUGCUCUGAAUGAUACCAAAACUGCUGUAAAGCAAUUGAACAAGCUCGUUACAGCGAUCCUGAUUGUUGUUAUGAUAAUUGUGUGGCUUCUGUUGACAGGAAUAGCGACAACCAAAGUUCUCGUCUUUCUCUCGUCACAGAUUGUUCUGGCAGCUUUUAUGUUUGGAAAUGCAUGCAAGACUCUAUUUGAAGCUAUUAUCUUCGUAUUUGUAAUGCAUCCUUUUGAUGUUGGCGAUCGUUGUGUAAUUGAUGGUGUUCAGAUGAUUGUCGAAGAGAUGAAUAUCUUGACGACCGUCUUUCUAAAAUUUGAUAAUGAGAAAGUUUACUAUCCAAAUACUGUUUUGGCUACCAAACCGAUCGGCAAUUUCUAUAGAAGUCCAGAUAUGGGUGAUACGCUCGAGUUCUCCAUUGAUUUCAAGACACCGCUCGACAAAAUUGGUGCCCUGAAAGAAAAAAUAAAGAGGUAUUUGGAGAAAAGUCCCCAACAAUGGCAUCGAAAUCAUAAUGUAGUAGUGAAGGAGAUUGAAAAUGUGAACAAGAUUAAGAUGGCUCUCUUUUUUAACCAUACUAUGAACUUUCAGGACAUUGCAGAGAAGAGUAGACGCAAAACGGAACUGGUCCUCGAGAUGAAGAAAAUUUUUGAAGAGCUGAAUAUUAGAUAUGAUCUCCUUCCUCAAGAAGUUCAUUUAGUUGAUCCGGGGACAAUGACCAAAGGGCCGGAUGGGCAGAUGAGGCUGCAGCAGCCACCAACUUCUUAUGCUUAUUUCUAAUAAAAUAAGCCUCCGUGACCCCAAAAAUGAAUGAUGGAAGCUUUGACAGCCUCUCACAGGCUACAAGCCUCGCGUGAAUAAACAAUUCCAAAAAAAAAAUGUGGUCCCCACCCCCACUCUUCUGCCGGUUAUUUUGGGUUAGUGUAGUGCAGUUGUAUUUCUAAGCUAGGGAAAUGGCCUACGUACAAGGAGUUUUGUACAGAUGUUCUACAAGAUAGACACAUAGGGGUGGACUCCAUAUAAAUAUUUUAUUGUAAUGGACUCCAUUGCUAUGAGUAUUAUGUAAAACAUCUGUAAAAAAAAAUUCUGUAAAUGUAGCAUUACUCGCUUUGUGUCAAACUUUGAUCCUGUCAAAUCAAACUUAGAUAAAUUCUA